UCCACUAGUAGAUUAGCUACUCCUCCAGUCUUCAGUCUCAGUUUCAAUGUCUCUGAUGGUCCUCCUACUACUGUCAGUUGUUUUUUGAAUAGUAGUAUCUAUGUAGCAAAAGACCUGUCUCGUAUGAUAGUGAAUGGAUCAGGAUCUGUUACAAGAGUGAGAGUAACAGUGAGACUGAGAGAAGCUGGUAACUAUCAGUGUACUGUAAUUAAUGACAGAGUAACUGAUGGCACUAAUGGUGUUAUUAACGGUGUUCAGGCAUUAAAUAGUGCUACAUUUUUGAGUUUAUCAGUAUCUAAUACUCCAACUGGUUUAACUGCUACAAGAUUAAAUACUGGUUUAGCUCAUGUAAGACUCUCCUGGUCUACUGUAUCAGGAGCUACUGGUUAUGAGGUCUACUAUCAACUGUUCAGUAAUACUUCUGUUAAUGUAGGCAGUACUGCUUCAACAGCAAUCAGUAUAAUAUCAGGAUUAAGUCAAAGGAGUACAUACACUUUCUAUGUAGUAUCUUAUGGAUCAGCUUCUCUACCUAGUGGUAAUGCUUCAGUUAUGGAAUCAUUUA
This is a messenger RNA of Amphimedon queenslandica, 562 nucleotides long. RefSeq lists its product as uncharacterized. Gene Ontology annotation, molecular function: protein binding. The annotation marks the transcript as partial. The transcript is spliced from 2 exons. The record is from RefSeq and is a predicted model, not a curated record. Lineage: Eukaryota; Metazoa; Porifera; Demospongiae; Haplosclerida; Niphatidae.